UCAAUUCUCUUGUAGCUAACAUAGUUACAUAGUUUCCAAAAUAAAACAAAAGUAUCUUAAAAAUAAUGGGUGUUAAUAAAAAAUAUUCUUUGUAUUAAAUCUUCAGAUGUAAAAAUUCGACGAUAGAACUAAGAAGGUGAAACUGUGAACAAAAUGAGGUACUGUAUGGGGAGUGUGGAUACUUAAUAAGUACUAUGUUGACAGAUCAGUGGUAUUAUGUGAAGAUGAGCGAAUAUAAUGUUUCAUUAAAACUAUCUGAACCUUGUUGAACCGUGAACAAAAACAUUUCUUUGUCCAUAAUAAUAAUAGAAAAAAAGAAAGCAUCAUUUGUGGGAAAAUUAAGAUGACUUGCGCCAAAAUAAGAACUGAAUAAGAAAAUACAGGAAAACAUGCAUCGUCACAUAAGUCCAUGAAGACGAACAUGGAUAAAAAUAAGAAAAAGAAUCAUGUGAAUGGAAAAUUUAAGAAGAAUGGCAAAUCUGAUAAUUAUAGAGCAGAAGAAGAUGUUGUCACGACCUGUUGUUUGUGUGUCAAAACGAAAAAGAGUAAAAAGAAAACACUAAUUGCCGGCUGUGUUACUAACCUUGGUAUAUUUGUUUUACUACUGGCUUAUACUUUACUGGGUGCUUUUAUUUUCUUAGCCAUCGAAGGUAGUGCUGCCAAGAUACACCAAAAGACAUUAGCUACUACUUCGUACCAAGCAACAGAUCAAAAAGUACCAUUAUCAAAAAUAAACGGAAGCAUCAGCCAAGCCAGUGCAGAGUUGAGAUCACAAACUGUGGAAAGUAUUUGGGAAAUUACAGUAUCAUUAAAUAUUUUGUAUAAAGAAAAUUGGACAAGAUUAGCAGCACAAGAAAUUGCUAGAUUUCAAGAGAAGCUGGUAGCUAGAGUGGCUGCAGACGUCUCAGCUCAGUACGGGGGUGCCAGGGCCUUGGAGUCAGCACCAGCGCUUGUUGUUGAUGACUAUGAAUGGGAUUUUGCAAAGGCAUUUCUGUAUUCACUUACAGUUCUUACAACAAUAGGAUACGGCAGCGUAGCACCCAGGACAGCUUUAGGCAAGGCUGUCACAAUAGGGUAUGCUGUGAUCGGUAUUCCUCUUACUUUAUUAUAUUUGUCAGUUGUUGGAGCAUUACUCUCUAGACUGGCCAGAAGCGUUUUCAGCAGAGCACUCUGUUGUUGUCUUUGCACAAAAUGUGGUUAUUGCUGUCUCGACGAGAGAACCAUGGCAAGCAAAGAACGAAAGGAGAAAGUAAGACGUCACGAUGACUACAGAGGACAGACUUUACAUCUUCAGGAACCGUAUUAUGUACGAUCACCAUCAGGUACUAUAAUAUCUGCGUCACAGGCACACAGUGUCAGUACAAAUUCUAUAAAAGAUAAGACGCAGAGUCUAAGUUUCCUCAGAGAUUGUGAUUCAAUGAGUUGCACUGAUACAGAUUCCAAAAUAUCCUUACGAGGAUUUUCAAUACUUGCUCCAGUUUCUUUAUGUCUGGCUGCUAUAUUUACUUAUAUAUUCUUUGGUGCCCUUGUUUUGUAUCAAUUAGAAGGUUGGAGUCCAAUAGAUGGUGUUUACUUCUGUUUUAUGAGUCUUAGCACGAUCGGUUUCGGUCACUUAGCCCCUGGAGCUACUCAAAGAAAUGGAGCGUCGUCCGGUACUGUCUGGUUUUGCUCAAUUUACAUUAUGACCGGGCUUGCUCUUACGGCUAUGUGUUUCAAUGUUUUGCAUGACGAAAUAGUUCAUCGUUUACGUCACCAUGAAAAAGUAUUGAAAGCGACGACUCAGAAAGUUCUGACUCCAGAGUUUCUGCAUCGGUCCUGACGGGAUGAAAGUGGUAAUUUAACUGAUGAUACUGUGGUUAAUUCUGAAGGCGAAUCUCUGCCUGAAGUAUUGCAUCAUGUUUCCAACUCAAGAUGGGAAGGCGGUGCGAUACGUCGAAAAGUUUAUACAAGUAGGGAAGAAAGAGAUCCUGAACGAUUGACACCCAUGUAGAUAUUGACCAAUAGAGGUUUUAAAUGCCGGAACUUGUCCCCAUUGUUUUAUAUAUAAUAACAAAAAAUUGUAUCACCAGUGAAUAGAAUUUAAGUAAUUUUAUAUGAGCUCAAAAUAAUACUGCAGUUUUCUUUUAAAAUAAUGAUUAUCAAUAAUGCUCAAGUUUAUUAAAAUGUAAAACAAUGUUUCUUGAGCUAUAUUAACAUAAGCUAUAUUGUUUGUGUUGAAAUUAAUAAACUUUGGGUUUUUGUACAUGUAGGCUGUCCAUUUGUUACGAUUUACCUACAACUUGUGUUUAUUUUUCCUAUCUUGUUUGGUAAUUCUGAAAAGUAAGAAAUUAAACCCUAAUACAUACUUUUCAACAAUUCCAUAAAGACAUUUAAAAACUUUGUUAGCUGUAGCAGAAAUGGUUAUAUUCAAGUUAACGUUUUAGUUUUGCUAUUUAUAUUUAUUGUAAUAAAGUAACAAACACAUAAUUACAGUUUACAGACAGACGAGACAGGGUUUGACCGCAAUGAUUAGCUAUUAACCACAAAUUCGACAAACCGCAGUUGAUUCCGCGAACUUUGAUUACAUUAGUAAUAUAUCUAAAUUGAUAACGUGUCAGUUUAGAAAUUAAAAUUAAUCAUUUGCUGACUAUUAUUAUACUUUAUUAAUUCAAACAAAGCUAUCAACCUGGCC
Messenger RNA from Amyelois transitella, 2671 nucleotides. RefSeq names its product potassium channel subfamily K member 18. Lineage: Eukaryota; Metazoa; Arthropoda; Insecta; Lepidoptera; Pyralidae. Gene Ontology annotation, molecular function: potassium ion leak channel activity. The transcript has 3 exons. Gene Ontology annotation, cellular component: membrane. The coding region runs from base 410 to 1819 and encodes 469 amino acids. Gene Ontology annotation, biological process: stabilization of membrane potential; potassium ion transmembrane transport. The record is from RefSeq and is a predicted model, not a curated record.